UUGUCGAUUGACCGUCACUAGGCCGCAGUGUUAUUGUAAAACGUCACAUACAAAAUUAUUUUCUAUCAAAUUAGUAUUAAUAUUUGUAUUGUCAGGCUAAAUAAAAAGGUGCCGAAAACAAUAGCUAUAAUUGAUAAUGCAAUCUCUGCGACGGUUUUCAUUAAGUUUAAGAAUAAGAUAUUCAAAGAAGCCAAUAAAGCAGGGUUUAUGUAAAGAAAGAGCGAGAUGUUUUUCUACCGUUGAGAAUCCGCCAGAUUUAAUAACAAGUUCUCAGUUUAAGAUACCAAAAUGUAUUGUUGGACAGCCAACCUGUUACACUCACCCGCACAUGAUAUCGGAGGGUUAUUUAACGUGUGGUAUAACUCAGCAGGAGUACAAGGAAAGGAGAGACACAUUAGUGAACAAGUUAGCAGCUGAAUCCGAACAUGCACACAAAUCGCAUGUUAUUGUAAUUCCAGCCGCUCGUAAGCAGUACAUGUCCGAUAAGAUACCAUAUGUAUUCCGGCAGAACUCUGACUUCUUUUAUUUAACUGGAUGCCUGGAGCCCUCUGCAAUACUCGUCAUGGUCAAGACAGGACUAGGAGAUAAUUACACAAGUGUACUUUUUGUGCAUGAAAAAGAUAGCCAUGCCGAAUUGUGGGAGGGACCUCGUACUGGAUGUGCGGUCGCAGGGUCACUAUUCGCAGUGGACGAAGCACGACCAGUGGAACAUUUUGAUAAUUUUAUUUUAAGAAUAGUCUCUACAACAAAGCCAGCCGUACUCUGGUAUCAGAACGACUGUCCACCGAAUCCAGACAUACACGAGAUCGUCCGCUCGACGCUCCGACAGGGUCACGUGUCGCUGGCCGAUCCUCAGAAAUACCUUCACCAGAUGCGAGUAAUUAAAUCUCCAUCUGAGGUGAAACUGAUGAAGGAGACGUGCUACAUCGGUGCACAGUCGGUUAACCUCGCCAUGGCGUGUACGAAACCCGGCGCCAGCGAGCAGGCGGUGUGCGCGGCGCUGGAGUUCAGCGCUCGCGCGGCGGGCGCGGAGCACGCCGCCUUCCCCGCCGUGGUGGCGGGCGGGCCGCGCGCCGCGCACAUACACUACGUCGCCAACAACCAGCUGCUCGUCGCGGGGGAGCUGCUGCUCGUCGACGCAGGUAGUCAAAGAUGGCUGUACAACUCUGAUAUUUCAAGGACAUGGCCGGUCUCCGGAAAGUUUUCGAAACAUCAACGCAUUUUAUACGAGCUGGUACUCACGGUGCAGAAACGUCUAAUAGAAAUACUCGGUGAACAUCGCCCCCCUCUGGACCAACUGUUCGACCACAUGUGCCGCCUGCUCGGGACACACUUGCAGCAGGAAGGCAUCUUGCCGCGGAAGAUUGACUCUAACGAACUUAUCGGGAAAGCGUACCGCCUGUGUCCGCACCACGUGUCGCACUACCUGGGGCUGGACGUGCACGACUCGCCGCUCGUGCGUCGCCGCGUGCCCGUGCAGAGCGGCAUGGUGGUCACCGUCGAGCCAGGUAUCUACAUCCGCCCUGACGACACUUCCGUACCCGAAGAGUUCCGAGGCGUUGGCAUCAGGAUAGAGGACGACGUUCUCAUCACGGACGGCGACCCGCUCGUACUCACGGACACUUGUGUGAAAGAGGUCGAAGACAUAGAGAAUAUUGUUGGCAAACAAAAUAUUUGAUCGAUUUUUAAUCGUAUUUGGCAAUAACAAUUAAUUUCCCCCAUCAGUGUUUAUGUAAACUUCCAUUUUUAAGUGUAAAAAUACAAAAAUAAAUUUUCACUUGACCACGAGUAACAUAUAAAUGAUUGAUAAUGUAUUACGUAUUUUUAAAGUUAUUAGUAAAUUUUAUUAAUAGUUUCUGUAUAAAAAUAUCUUAACCUGUACGUUAAAUAAAUGCCUAA
This is a messenger RNA of Nymphalis io (European peacock), 1899 nucleotides long. Its product is annotated as xaa-Pro aminopeptidase 3-like. The record is from RefSeq and is a predicted model, not a curated record. Lineage: Eukaryota; Metazoa; Arthropoda; Insecta; Lepidoptera; Nymphalidae. The transcript is spliced from 10 exons. Gene Ontology annotation, cellular component: mitochondrion. Gene Ontology annotation, molecular function: manganese ion binding; metalloaminopeptidase activity. The coding region runs from base 137 to 1678 and encodes 513 amino acids.